Molecule: messenger RNA, 1662 nt
Organism: Malassezia restricta
Lineage: Eukaryota; Fungi; Basidiomycota; Malasseziomycetes; Malasseziales; Malasseziaceae
Product: cell cycle checkpoint protein
Exons: 1
Coding region: 1-1662 (553 amino acids)
Biological process (GO): DNA repair; mitotic DNA replication checkpoint signaling; DNA damage checkpoint signaling
Molecular function (GO): chromatin binding
Source: RefSeq, a predicted model, not a curated record
AUGCCACGUCCAACGACGCGUACAGACAGCCGCCUCGGCGGCCGUCUUGCGUUUGUCGAUCGGACCUGUGCACCGGCACGCAGGCUUCGGCCAUUAUCUGGUACGCGCAUAGUCGGCGAUGAGCCGACGCUUUCCACCCUUGCUGUUCACAAGCGCAAGGUUGGUGACGUGCGUGCAUGGCUCACUGAGGCGCUGGAGGGACCACCUUUGCUGGCUAAGCACCGCCGCAUCCUCGUGCUAACAGGUCCGGCGGGUGCUGGAAAAACCGCGACGGUGCGCGCUUUGUCGCAUCGCGAUGCCCUGCAUUUUGACGUGGUUGAGUGGCUGAAUCAAGAAGCGUAUAGCGACCGUGGCAUGACACGUUCGGUAUGCGAGCAGUUUCGCUCAUUCUUAUUAUCAACCGCUCGGUUCAGACCAUUGCCAUUGGCAUCAAGACACUGUGCCGCGCGCUCUCAGUCGCGGUGCGUGCUGCUUGUCGAAGACUGGCCCAAUAUAUCGCAUCUCGAGACACGUCAUGGCGUGCAUGCCGCCCUUGAGCAGUUUCUCGAGGCUGUGCCGCAUAUGCCAUUGAUUCUAAUCGUGUCCGAUAGCAUUCCACGAGCUGACACCGAAGCGUGGGAUGGCUCGAUGGACUGGCGAGCACGUCUUGCUGGGCAGAUGGACAUUCGGACAGCCGUGUCAGAACGGGUACGCAUGCAUCCGGCGUGUGCCGAGAUCCGCUUCAAUCCACUCACGCCGCGCAUGAUUCAAAGUGCAUUGGCACGGCAAGCACCACAUAUACCCAUAAGCGUCUUGGCUGACCUUUCCGAGGCUUCCGGCGGCGAUAUUCGUCGAGCUUGCACGGCUGCGCAGGCACCGACGCAGUUGUCCCAGUCAGAUGCAGCACUAGCGCUCUUUCAUGCGCUGGGUCGUCUCUUGUACAACAAGCGCUUGGGUGAUCCUGACGUGAUGGAUCAUCGACUGGCUGAGCCGCUGCCGCUCCAUCGACCGCGGCGCUCGAUGGUCGAUGUUGAGGCACUGUGGACGCAGCUUCCUGUGGACGCCUCGACAUUUCAAUUGUAUGUCCACCAUAAUCUGCUCCAGUUUGCGGACGACGUGGAUCAUGUCGUGACGGCACUGGACGCUAUGAGCUAUGCGGAUACGAUACGCCUCUCUUCGCACGGUUCGUAUGCUGAGCAAUACGCGUUCGAGUGCAUGGCACGCGGUGUGCUUUUGUCGCUUCCGUCACCUGUACAACGCCGUGGCCAGCAGCUGACGAAGCCAGCGCUUUGGGAAGCCAUGGAACGCAGACGUGCAUGUGAUGAGGUGUUUUGGCGCGUCGUGUCCGAUGACGUGCGCUGUGGGCGUGCGCGAUGCCGCAUAGACGAAUUGGCAUCGUACGUUCUUCCUCUAUCGGCACGCACGAGCCAUACAUGGUCAGCGAUCGCUGCGCCUCUCACCCACUUUCGCGAAACGACGAAUGUGGGGGCAGUGGUCCAAGAAGCACUAGAUGCCUUGGACGAGGCGCAUGCAUCCGAGCUCGCUAACGAUAUACCCAAUUGCACAUCUCAUGUGGAAGACGAGGUGGAUGCAACUUAUGCGGACGAAGCCUCAAUCGCUAGCUCGCUGGACGACCUUGACGAAGACGACUUGGAUACCAUAGCUGCGGAGCCCUCCACCUAA